AUGCCCAGGAACCGGGCUUUUUCGGAGCCCGAGUGCUCGGCCGAGUACUCCGCCGACUACUCGGUGAGCCUGCCGUCGGACCCCGAGCACGGCGUGGGUCGGACCCACGAGGUGACGGUGCGCAGCUCGGGACCCUGCCUCUGCCUCCCCCGCUUCAUGCGCCUCACCUUCGCUCCCGAGUCCCUGGAGAACCUCUACCAGACCUAUUUCCGUCGCCAACGCCACGAGACCCUCCUGGUGCUGGUGGUCUUCGCCGCCCUCUUCGAUUGCUACGUCCUCAUCAUGUGCGCUGUGAUCCUGUCCAACGUUGCCAUCUACCUUUGUGCCAUCACGGUGGGCACCAUGUCCUACUACAUGGCCGACCGCAAGCACCGCAAAGCCUUCCUCGAAGCGCGCCAGUCCCUCGAGGUCAAGCUCAACCUGGAGGAGCAGAGCCAGCAGCAGGAGCGGCUGAUGCUCUCCAUCCUGCCCAAGCACGUGGCUGAUGAGAUGCUGAAGGACAUGAAGAAGGACCCGAGCCAGAAGGAGAUGCAGCAGUUCAACACCAUGUACAUGUACCGCCACGAGAACGUCAGGUAGGGCCUGGUGGAGGUGGCUGGGGGGGACCCAGCUUUUGGGGAGGGGGCUGAUAUUGUGUGUCCCCCCCCCCAGAAACACCACCAGCUGCGCAUCAAGAUCCUGGGCGACUGCUACUACUGCAUCUGCGGGCUGCCCGAGUACCGGGAGGACCACGCCGUCUGCUCCAUCAUGAUGGGGCUGGCCAUGGUGGAGGCCAUUUCGUACGUGCGGGAGAAGACCAAGACGGCGGUGGACAUGCGGGUGGGGGUGCACAGCGGGACGGUGCUGGGUGGUGUGCUGGGCCAGAAGCGCUGGCAGUACGACGUCUGGUCCACCGAUGUCACCGUGGCCAACAAGAUGGAGGCGGGGGGCAUCCCUGGGCGGGUGCACAUCUCGCAGAGCACCAUGGAUUGCCUGAAGGGUGAGAUCGAGGUGGAGCCGGGCGAAGGUGGCUCACGCUGCGAGUACCUGAAGGAGAAGGGGUUGGUGGCCAACUACGUGACCUUCGUGGUGGGGGAGAUCCUGCUGCUCAUCCUCACCCUCUGCUCGUUGGCUGCCAUCUUCCCCCGGGUCUUCCCCAAAAAGCUCGUGGCCUUCUCCACCUGGAUCGACAGGACCCGCUGGGCACGCAACACCUGGGCCAUGGCCGCCAUCAUCAUCGUCACCAUGGCGGACAUCGUGGACAUGCUCAGCUGCCGGCAGGACCACGGUGGGAUGGGCAACGGGACGGUGGGACCACCGCAGCCAGGCGGCUGUGAGGAGCAGCCCAAGUACUACAGCUACAUCGCCCUGCUAGCCUUGGUGGCCACCAUCAUGCUGGUGCAGGUCAGCCACAUGGUCAAGCUGACCCUCAUGGUGCUGAUCACCGGGGCCGCCGGUGCGGUCAACAUCUACGCCUGGGAGCACAUCUUCGACCAGUACGACCGCCGUCGUGGCCAGCAAAGCACGUCCUCGCUGGUGCCCUCCAAGUACUCCAUGACGGCGAUGAUCUUCGUCGUGAUGCUCAGCUUCUACUACUUCUCUCGCCACGUGGAGAAGCUGGCCCGGACGAGCUUCCCCUCGAAGGUCGACCAGAAGGAGCGGGUCUACGAGAUGCGGCGCUGGAACGAGGCCCUCGUCACCAACAUGCUGCCCGAGCACGUGGCCCGGCACUUCCUGGGCUCCAAGAAGCGGGGCGAGGAGCUGUACAGCCAGUCCUACGAUGAGAUCGGCGUCAUGUUCGCCUCCCUCCCCAACUUUGCUGACUUCUACACAGAGGAGAGCAUCAACAACGGGGGCAUCGAGUGCCUGCGGUUCCUCAAUGAGAUCAUCUCCGACUUUGAUGCGCUCCUGGAUGAACCCCAGUUCCGGUGCAUCACCAAAAUCAAAACCAUCGGCAGCACCUACAUGGCCGCUUCUGGAGUGACCCCCGAUGCCAACGCCAAUGGCUACAGCGCUAAGAAGGAGACCCUCUCGGAUAAGGAGCGCUGGCAGCACUUGGCCGACCUGGCCGACUUUGCCUUGGCCAUGAAGGUGACGCUGAUGAACAUCAACUACCAGUCCUUCAACAACUUCAUGCUCCGCAUAGGCAUGAACAAGGGGGCCGUGCUGGCUGGCAGCGCCGACGUCGAUCCAACGAGCGAGAAGCGCGGCGCUGAGGAAAGGUCACCCGCACCAAGAUGA
This is a messenger RNA of Opisthocomus hoazin, 2220 nucleotides long. The record is from RefSeq and is a predicted model, not a curated record. NCBI's taxonomy places the organism in Eukaryota, Metazoa, Chordata, Aves, Opisthocomiformes, Opisthocomidae.